Molecule: messenger RNA, 1711 nt
Organism: Chiroxiphia lanceolata (lance-tailed manakin)
Lineage: Eukaryota; Metazoa; Chordata; Aves; Passeriformes; Pipridae
Gene: P2RY8
Product: P2Y receptor family member 8
Biological process (GO): positive regulation of Rho protein signal transduction; thrombin-activated receptor signaling pathway; blood coagulation
Cellular component (GO): membrane
Molecular function (GO): G protein-coupled purinergic nucleotide receptor activity; thrombin-activated receptor activity
Source: RefSeq, a predicted model, not a curated record
AAGAGGCUUUCAAGGUGCACUGUACAUCCCAGACAAGCUCUUACUCAUAGAGGAAAUGUGAUCUGCUGCAGUACGGAAACAUCAGCAAUGACAUGGUGAGACAAAUUCCUUAGGGAGCUGCCUGUUUUGAAGCCAAGUGUUCAUGAUAUGAUCCAGCUGACUUACAGGAAUCAACAACCCCCUUGUGAAUAAUGGUUAAAAACGGAUCCCACCUCGAUGCUUUGACGCUGGCAAUGCUCCAGAAUAAAACUGUCUCCAUCACUCUCCCAGUUGUGUAUACAGUGGUGGCACUGAUCAGCAUCCCUGGCAACUUGUUCUCCCUUUGGGUGCUCUGCUGGCACAUCAAACCCAAAACACCUUCUGUCAUCUUCAUGAUCAACCUAAGCAUCACGGAUCUCAUGCUGGCCAGCUGCUUUCCUUUCCAGAUUUCUUAUCACUUCCAAAGCAAUCACUGGAGCUUUGGCAAGACUCUUUGCAGCCUUGUGACUGUGAUGUUCUACUCCAAUAUGUAUUCUUCCAUACUGACCAUGACCUUUAUCAGCAUUGAGCGGUACAUGGGUGUGGUAUACCCCAUGAAGUUGAUCAAGUGGAGAAGAAAAAGAUAUGCCUUUGCUGCCUGUCUAGCUAUGUGGAUUUUCUUGCUACUAGCCUUGUACCCAUUAGAAAGCACAGAUCUCACCUAUGAAGUGAAAGAAUUGGGGAUUAUAACCUGUUUUGAUGUCCUAAAAUGGGAUAUGCUGCCCAACUUUGUAGCCUGGGUAGUCUUUCUCCUCACCCUAUUUGUCGUGCUCUUCCUGAUCCCUUUUGUCGUAACAGUUGGAUGCUACAUUGGCAUCAUUCGGAAGCUAAUUCAGACAUCGAACAGAUAUGGUAAUAGGCAGAAGACUAGAUCCAUCUACCUGGCGACAAUUGUCCUUCUGGUGUUCAUCACUUGCUUUGCCCCCAACAACUUUAUCCUACUUGCACAUAUGAUCAUCCGCCUAUUUUAUGACAGCAGUUUGUACCCUGCCUACAAGCUCACCUUGUGCCUCAGUUGCUUCAACAACUGCAUAGAUCCCUUCAUUUAUUAUUUUGCAUCCAAAGAAUUUACAGAAAUUCAUGCAAUUGUUUCGGCCAAGGUACUGCUCAGUGACAGCUUAGAAAACAGAAGGGAAAGUUUAUUCUCUGGCAGGACCGUGUCAGUCAGGUCAAUGUCAAGUGGACCUAUGGAUGGGUUAGAGGGAGUAAAAGUCUAUUUGCAAAGGCAGGAAAGUGUUUUUUAGCUUUAGACAUCCCCAGAAGAAAGACGUGAGAUUCACGAGUAAACAAAGAAGAUAUUUCCUUUUGAAUGGCUACUCUCAAAAUGCCUGGCUUUUGUGACAGAACUCAAUCUGUACUUACAUUGCACAUUCUACUCCAGUACUUUCCGGUAAGAAAUGGAAGUCUUAAAGGAAUUGAGUUUAGUCAAGAAGGCACUGAAGCAAACUCAACAUUAAUAAUUAGGACUAGCUUGGAAGUAGCCUACCACAUGAGACCAAGGGAUAAAUUUAGGACAAAAUUACUCUCAGGUUGUACAAUAGGAUUUAAACCAAAGACUUGUGAUUCUCAGUUAAUGUGAACUAUUACUGUACAUGAAUUACAGCAUACAGUGAAGCUGGGUUUGGGGCAAGGGGGUUGUUGUUCUAAGCAACAUGCUCGGCUUUGGGUUGUUGGGGGUUUUUGUUUGUUUUGU